Messenger RNA from Dreissena polymorpha, 894 nucleotides. RefSeq names its product peripheral myelin protein 22-like. The record is from RefSeq and is a predicted model, not a curated record. The transcript is spliced from 3 exons. NCBI's taxonomy places the organism in Eukaryota, Metazoa, Mollusca, Bivalvia, Myida, Dreissenidae. The coding region runs from base 152 to 655 and encodes 167 amino acids.
UGAAAUAACUGUCGCGAAUUCGGGAUUUGUUUUUAUUUCUUAAAAAGAGGAUAAAGCGAUAGUUUCGUACCAACUACGUAUAUUGUGUAACUGUAAAAAGCUUCGUCAAGUGACCACGCAGUCAUUAUUUUAAAAUAUCUACAACAGCACAAUGCCUGAUAAGAAGCAGAUUCUCAGCUUUGCAGUGAUUGGGAUUGCUGGAUUGACCGUGCUGUUCUGUAUCUUGGCUCUGGCACUCCCUGACUGGUUUGAUGGGAAUGGCAGCAAAAGUGGUCUAUGGAAGACAUGCUUCUUGUCCAUUUGUUUUUCUUUUAAGGAUAUAACAGUGCCGGAUUGGAUGGAAGCUAUUCGAGCCUUUGCUUUUUUGGGCCUGUUCGCCAUGGUUGGGGCGACUGUGACUUUUGUUCUGAACACGUUUAUUAUGAAGGACAAGCCCAUUCUAUUGUACCUUACGAUCGGCUUUUCGGCGGCAACCGGUUGUUUUAUGAUCAUUGCUUUCGCCAUCUAUGCUGACAAAUCCGGCAUAUCCGAGUACGGAGCAUCCAAAUACGGAGCAGGGUUUGCUCUCUGCAUCAUCGCCUGGCCUCUCGCUUGGACUGUUUCUGGACUGUGUGUUGUUAUCAUGCUAAUGAACAGAUCUGUAGCAAAAAUUUGAGAACAUAGCAAUUAGAGUUUUAUAGAUGUUCCAUUACAAAUAAGUACGAAAGGAAACAUUUAUUGAUGUAUACAUAUCGCGAAUACUAGUACGUUAUUGUUUGGACAUCUUAGAACACGCAAAAGCUUCACAAUUUUAUAUUUUCUGCAUCUGUUCAUAUAUUUUAGGACAAGAAUUUAUGAAUAUCACAAUUUUGUAUCUACAUCACAUGCACGCAUUUGUAUUAUUGUCAAGUUGGU